This is a messenger RNA of Hyaloscypha bicolor E, 516 nucleotides long. RefSeq names its product ribosomal protein S12. The transcript has 2 exons. NCBI's taxonomy places the organism in Eukaryota, Fungi, Ascomycota, Leotiomycetes, Helotiales, Hyaloscyphaceae. Bases 1 to 516 code for a protein of 171 amino acids. The record is from RefSeq and is a predicted model, not a curated record. Gene Ontology annotation, molecular function: structural constituent of ribosome. Gene Ontology annotation, biological process: translation. Gene Ontology annotation, cellular component: ribosome; small ribosomal subunit.
AUGGCCGUCUCACUGCUCAGGAGAUUCUUAAUACCGUCCGCCCGGAUACCAAUCUCAAUAUCCGCCCCAAAAGCAGCCUCAACGCCCUCUUUGACACGCCAAUUCUCUUCAACGCCCACACCCUUCGCAACAUACAACCAAGUCCUAAAAGGCUGCCGCAAACAGCAACGCGCCCGCCACGCCGUCUCUCCCGCGCUCCGCGACGUCCUAGCCCCAGAACUCAAAGGCGUCUGCGUCAAAGUUGGGACCACCAAACCCAAGAAACCCAAUUCCGCGGAAAGAAAAGUGGCGAGAGUGAGACUGAGUACGGGCAGAGUGGUUACUGCGUACAUACCCGGGGAGGGCCAUAAUGUGCAGCAGCAUAGUGUUGUGCUGGUUAGGGGGGGAAGGAGUCAGGAUUGUCCCGGUGUGAGGUAUCAUUUGGUUAGGGGGGCGAUGGAUUUGGGUGGUGUGGGGAAUAGAGCGACGAGCCGGAGCAAGUAUGGGACGAAGAAGCCGAAGAAGGCUGCUGCAUGA